Messenger RNA from Adineta ricciae, 399 nucleotides. The record is from the annotation of a GenBank genome assembly. Lineage: Eukaryota; Metazoa; Rotifera; Eurotatoria; Adinetida; Adinetidae.
AUGUCAUCUAAGAUUUCUCCUCCAUCUUCGAUGCUACUCAUAUGUGAUAUUAAUAAAUUAACCUAUCGACAAUUACAACUCGAAUUAAAAUUUCGAAACUUAAAAUCCGGUGGUAAAACUGAAGUACUUCGUGAACGUCUUCGACAAGCUUUGCUUACUAACAACGAAAGUGAACAAUGGUCAGAUUAUCUUGACGAAUGUUCCAUCUGCUUGGAUAAGUUAUCCUUCGAUACGCGAACGACAAUACAAACGACAUGUGCACAUCGAUAUCAUCGAAUUUGCUUGAAAAAAUGGAUCGAAUCUAAUGGAGAAUAUUCGCUCUGUUGUCCACUAUGCCGUUGCUCGCUAGCCAACGACCGACAAAUCGAACAAGACGAAGAUACGAAAGUGAUCGUCUGA